This is a messenger RNA of Phyllostomus hastatus (greater spear-nosed bat), 377 nucleotides long. It is a transcript of the gene CTXN2, whose product is annotated as cortexin 2. The transcript is spliced from 2 exons. Bases 132 to 377 code for a protein of 81 amino acids. NCBI's taxonomy places the organism in Eukaryota, Metazoa, Chordata, Mammalia, Chiroptera, Phyllostomidae. The record is from RefSeq and is a predicted model, not a curated record.
AGCGAACACAGACAAACCUGCCAGCACUUAAGUCUACUCACUGGAUUUCAUCUCCAUGGCAACAAGCAUGGAAGGCCAAGAGGUGACUCCAGCUGGAAUUCUGAAGAGCUGCAACGAUGUAACAGUGAAUAAUGAGUAGUACCUACUGUGGCAACUCUUCAGCUAAGAUGAGUGUCAACGAAGUAUCAGCUUUCUCAUUGACUUUGGAGCAAAAAACUGGCUUUGCUUUUGUUGGGAUUUUAUGUAUUUUCUUGGGACUUCUUAUUAUCAGAUGCUUCAAAAUCCUGUUAGACCCAUAUAGUAGCAUGCCUUCCUCUACAUGGGAAGAUGAAGUGGAAGAAUUUGACAAAGGGACAUUUGAAUAUGCACUCGCAUGA